Molecule: messenger RNA, 2558 nt
Organism: Chaetomium fimeti
Lineage: Eukaryota; Fungi; Ascomycota; Sordariomycetes; Sordariales; Chaetomiaceae
Product: plasma membrane fusion protein PRM1
Exons: 1
Coding region: 166-2331 (721 amino acids)
Cellular component (GO): mating projection tip
Source: RefSeq, a predicted model, not a curated record
CAUUUCUUUUCCUUCAUUUUUAUUCCUCUUCUGUUUCCUACAUCACGUAGCUGGUCUACAAUUACAUCCACAACACCAACACCACUUCCUAAUUCGGUAAUCACCGGCCACCCAUUAAGACAACACCAACACAUUUCAUUCGCCCUUCCCACGGUUUACCGCAUCAUGUUCUACAACGAAAAGACGGGGGCAGUGCCUCCAGUACCUUCAAAUCUCAACGCCAACACCUGGCAUACAGUCGACCUCAACCUCCGGUCCGCUCCCCAGCUUCAGCCGCACGCCCACACCGCGCCAACCGUCACCCCCUACUUGGGGCUCCGAGCAAGACUCUCACAGCUCUGGUUCAACCGGUGGACCAUCCUCCUCAUCCUCGUCCUCGUCCGGGUCCUCAUCCUGACCGCCGGCCUUAACGACAACAUCGGCGAUGCUAAGGUCAAGGCCCUGUCGGCAUGCACCAAGGUCGAGGACAUCGGCAGUGCCAUGGCGUCCAUGCCGCACUACCUCUCGGUAGGCGUCAACUCAAUGGCCUCCGAAGGAAUCACCACGGCUGUGUCGGGUAUGGUAAAGAUGUUGAUGAUGAUUUUGACGGGCGUCGAAAACCUUAUCCUCUUCAUCAUCAAUAUGUACGUCGGGACGUACGCAUGCCUUAUUGCGGCUUUGAUCCACGGCGGCCUAGACGUUUCGGUCAAGGUCGUUGAGGGCGCCACCAAGGUCAUGAACGAUGCCAUCGGUACAAUUACCGGCCAGAUUACCGAGUCCAUCUCCGACGUCCAGAGCACCAUCAACGACAUUCCCAACAAGAUAUCCAACUUCCUAGGUGGUGUCGACUUGAAGCUCCCCAAGAUCGAUAUUGGCAAGAGCCUGGAAGACCUUGAAAACAUCGAGAUCAACAGUAACGAGCUCGUCAAGGAUAUCGUUGCCCUCAAUAAGACGAUCCCGACUUUCGACCAAGUUGAGAAUUUCACUAAGAAUGCAAUCGCCAUCCCUUUCAACUUCCUCAAGGAGCAGGUAAACAGCAGUUUCGGCUCGUACAAGUUCGACGACUCCGUCUUUCCCGUGGCCGAGAAACAGGCGCUCUCCUUUUGCUCGAACAACAGCUUUCUCAACGACUUCUUCGAAACGCUGUUCAACAUUGUCCGUACAGCUAAGAUUGCCUUCUCCGUCGUUAUCCCCAUCUUAGCCGUCCUGGCGAUUAUCGGUAUGGGAUAUAUCGAGAUCCGGCGCUGGCGGAGGGAGAAGCAGCGCUCUCGCGAGUUCACCGAGCGCGGCUACGAUCCUAUGGAUGUUGUCUAUCUUUCCUCGAGGCCGGUGACGGGCGGGGUCGGGUUGUGGCUGUCGGCCAAGUUCAAGACUGUGAAGAAGCAGCUCCUCGUCCGGUGGACGAUUGCGUACGGGACUUCGCUGCCUGCCUUGUUCGUCCUCUCGCUUGCUUUCGCCGGCCUCUUUUCUUGCCUUUGCCAGUUCAUCAUCCUGCGGGCCAUCCAGCAGGAGGCCCCCGCACUGGCCAACCAGGUCGGAGACUUUGCUGGAGAUGUCGUCGGGACGCUCCAGCAGGUGUCGACGAACUGGGCCGAUGACGCCAAUGGGGUUAUCAUCAAGCUCCAGGACGACAUCAACGACGAUAUGUUCGGCUGGGUCAACAACGCCACGACGUCCGUCAAUAACACGCUCAACACGUUCGACGAAGAGAUCGACAAGGCCAUCACAGCCGUUUUCAAGGACACUAUCCUAUUCAAUACAGCGCGCAACCUGGUCGGCUGCCUUAUCACGCGCAAGAUCGAGACGGUACAAGAGGGCCUCACCUGGGUCCACGACAACGCGCACGUCACGCUCCCGCUCUUUGCCAACAAUGUCUUCUCGCAGGGCGCCAACAAUAGCGUCAAUGGCGACAGCGACCUGACCAGCUUCUUGGCCUCCCCGUCAACCGUCACCACCGACGAGAUCACCUCGGCCGUCAACCAGGUCAUUACCAAGCUCGAGAACGGCAUCGUACAGGAGGCCCUGAUCUCUACCGCGCUCCUAUUAGUUUACGUCAUCGUCGUCCUCUCCGGCGCCGUCCGCGCCCUGGCGGCGUCGGCGCAGAAGGAGAAGACACGGGCCGAGGGGGGCGAGCAGUACGGCGUCAAGGCGCCCCCCAGCCGCGGCAGCAGCAGCGCGAGCAGCGGGGACAGCGACGACCACCACCACGGCCACGAGCGCGACCCUAGCGACUUUGAGCGCAAGGGCGUCAUCUACGCCGGCAGCGUCAAGAGGGGGCGGCCGGGACCAGAGCAGUGGCCGUCGCACGCCAGGAAAAGCAGUUACCCGGAGGUGGAAGGCCCAGACCGCUAGAGGUCGUCUGUGGCACGCCCGCGUCGUGACUCGAGUCCGCGGUCGGUAGGCGAUGGAUGGGACUUGUCGAUGCCGCCGCCGCCGCCAAAGUACUCGCCGGUCUAGCUCUGGGUGGGAUUGGAUAAGACGGCGGAUAAUUAAUUGCUUCGUUGCAAGUGCGCGUUCCUUUUGUUUUUCCGGUAGAUGAAUAGAUACCCGUUUAAUUUGGAAUGACGUUUUGACUUUGG